Molecule: messenger RNA, 5966 nt
Organism: Portunus trituberculatus (swimming crab)
Lineage: Eukaryota; Metazoa; Arthropoda; Malacostraca; Decapoda; Portunidae
Gene: prd1
Exons: 17
Coding region: 140-4636 (1498 amino acids)
Biological process (GO): positive regulation of membrane tubulation; regulation of protein localization; Golgi organization
Cellular component (GO): endosome membrane
Molecular function (GO): kinesin binding
Source: RefSeq, a predicted model, not a curated record
ACGGCCCACGGUAGGCCAGUCAGCUGCUGAGGAGCGUGGUGAGGAAGUGUGCUACGCGAGGAUGUAACCAUUCCCGUCCAUCUAUGUUGGCCAGCCUCAGUCUCCUGGCUCUGAUGUACGCUGAGUACUUGGAGCGGCAAUGACAACUAUCAGGGGAGGCGUGAAGGACCGUAUUAUCCAUGAGAUCGGGAGAGCCAUCAAGCAGGCUCAGCUGGAAUGGUGUGGCGUUGGGUGCGUGAGGGCAUGCACAGGACGGUGGCUGGUGCUAAGUCUGGAUGCCGCCCUCCUCCAUGGCCUUCGCUCCCUUGGCCACGGCUAUUGGCCUGUGGUUUCUACAUUGCUGGACCGACCCUCCCUGAGCACCAUCACCUCCCUCCCAUAUGCCACUAAGCCACUCACCAGAGGUCGAUCCUGGAUCUGUCUCUGCCUCAAUGAAGGGCAGCUUGAAAACUAUAUACAUGUGCUCACAUCCCACACUGGACUGCUGGCUGCUCACUAUGAGGCUCAUGGCUUGCUGCGGGACCCCCACCGUGCCCACCUGCUGCUCAUGCUUGCAGCUGGCCUGGAGCACCUCAAGUUUGCCAUACCUAUGGAUGUGCCUGGAUGGAUGCAGGCAGAGGGCAGCCUCGGCAGCUCCUCUGGAACAAGUAUGAACUCAAUGAGCAUUUCCUUGACCAGCAUGGGUUCUUCCCUCCCCUCUCCUUCACUGCAGGACCCCCUUGACCUGGAUACCACCUGUUCUGAAGCUCUUGAGGAGAAUUGGCUUUCUGUUGAGGAAGAGGCUCCAGUCUCUUAUCCAAGAUGUGAGGACUUGGAUACAUCCAUUCACAUUGAACACAUUCCGAAGGUGUCGAGAAGAAAGAGGCAGAGUAGGUCCUCCUCACAGAAUUCUUCAGCUGGCACCACACCUAUCACUUCCACGCCUGCAAGCUCAGAGAAGAAGAAGGAAAAUGAACAUCACAGGAGCACUGGAGGCUCCCUUUGUGGUGAGGCGAGUGUACCAUUGGAUGACAGAACUGAAGCACCUCAGUCUGGUGGGGAAAACUGUGAUAAUUAUUGUAAGGAAGGUGAUAGUGCUGCAAGAAAUAAAGAAAAUACAAAAGGCUGUUCUAGACUCAUGGCAGAUAAUGUAGAGACACAAGGUUGUAGGGAAAAGUUUGUGACAGUGAAUGAUACCCGGUCAAGUUGUGUGGAGACAAAGAGCACCGAGGAAAGUAAAUGUGGUCAACAAGAAAAUGACUACACUGGAGUAGAGCCCAAAGUUGUCCUUCGGCAGAAUGUGUCCUCCACUAAGAACAGUGAGAAGCGGGUCUCUUUCACAGAUACCUUGGAGACUGAGUCAAACAACAAAACCAUGCACAAGCGACUAAGUUUGUGCAGCAGCUCAGGGAGAGGCAUGGAGAUCCGGGACCUGAGUGACCUGAAAGAGCUUUUAUCCAGCCUCAAGGUUCAGGGGAUGCUGCCCAUGACUCUGUCCUUGGAUGAACUUUUCUCCUCCUUUGACCAGUCCAGUCCUGUGUUGAGUGAGAGAGCUCCUCCAGAAGGCCAGGAAGAUCCUCCACUGCAUCAGUCCAUCACCAGUCUCUUUCAGAACAAUAACAAUAAUAACAGUGUCAGUGAUGACAGUAACAACAACAAUGCCAGUGAUGUGCCCACAGGGGAGUCCUUGGACAGUGAGCAGGAGAAGAAAGCAACACAGGAGACAGACCCUCAGGUUGGGUGUUUCUCCCACCACAGUGAUAUCAUUGAUGGGGUACGGUGGGAGGAGCUGACUAAAAUAGGCCAGGAGAUGCUGAAGGAAGGCUUCCAUGAAGAUGGAAAGAUAGGAAAAGAGGAGCUAAUAUCCCGGAUAUACCAAGAUUAUAAGGCUGGUGACACACAGAGACCAACAGGUACAAGGCCAAAAAGAAGACAAGAUUAUCUCAAUCAAAGUGACAUUCAAACAUGGCAGACAGGCAGUAAAAAUUCCAGCCUCCAGAGAUUUCCCAAGCGAAGGGGCUGCUAUUCCAAGAUACAUCAUUCAAAUUUGGCUGACCGGAGGCAACUAUACAAACAGUUCUAUAAAGAAGAAAAGAGAUGGCCCAGUCUUCAUAUUCCUGCUAAAGUGGACCCAUCUGCUUUCAAGGAAGAGGAGGAGCGACUUGCUCUUGAAGUAGCACAGGGCCAGUCGAACCUCACACUUCCUGGGACUCAGGUGGAUCCUUUCAGUAAACAAAGGUUUACUAAUCAAUUGUUUACUUCUGAAGAGGAAAAAUUUUAUAGAAUGUUCAGUUUGAGGGAAGGCCAUAGUACAGGACAGAAUGUUGGGGUACAAGUAGUUCUGUCUUCUCACGCUCUCUAUGUUGUUGCACCGCUGCCAAGAGGAGCAAAGCCUCGCCACACACUGAAAUAUGCCGACAUCCAUACCAUCAUUGUGGGAGCAAAUGACCUUUGGGUUUGUGUCCUGAGUAAGGAAGCAAUGCGGGAGGAUUUCUCUGUUACGGGAGCGUUUCCUGGUGUCCAGCUGGAAGUUGGAGAUCCUGAUGUUACUCAUAGCCUUAUGAAUUCCUUGGAGCUUGCCAUCCGGCGCCAUUUCCUCUCAGGAAAACUAGGUAUGAGACCGGUGCCAGCUCCACCAUUGGAGAAAGACUUGAAACCUUCCACAAGGAAAGGCUUUCUUCAAGAAUUCACUAGGGAGUGUGUUGAUAAUUUCUCCAAUUCCCUGUUAGAGGAAUCCCUCCUUAAUGCAUGGGACUCUAGGAAAACUGUUGAUGUUAGUCAGGAGUCCUCUGAGAGUAGUGAAGCAUCCCCCGCAGUGACUCCAGGAUCUGCCCAUUCUAGUCAAGAGUCAACUGAUGCCAGCCAAUUAUCAACAGACAUCAGUGAUAUGUCCAAUGACUCCAGUCAGUCUGAGGCAAGCCACACAUCUGGUGAGCUAAGCAGAGCGUCAUCUGAUGCUAGUCAAGUAUCCAAUGAUAUUAGUCACUUAUCAUCAGACGUCAUUCUAGGUUCCACAGACUCAAGUCGACAUGCUUCAGACUUAAGUAAUUCAUUAUCAGAUGAAACUCCCACUUCAUCAGACAUGGUCCAGUCACUAUCAAGUAUCAGUGAUGCAUCUCUGAACAUGAGCCAAACCUCUGGGCAUGAGGAACCUGAGUCCUGCAACACAAGCCAGAGGUCUGGGGGCACCAUCAAGGGUUCCACUGGGAUGGAGCACACUCAUCCUGUGGAGUUGGAGCUGCAGAAGCAAAACCGAUUUUAUUCCUUUGCUGGAGGAUACUCUCGCUGGAAUGGAGCUUAUCUGGAGCAGAGCCUUCCAGCAGUGGUGGUACAUCCUGCUUGGGAACUGUCAGGACUUAGCAGAUGGUUGAAGUCCAGACUUCGUCUCCAGGAGUCUCCUGAAGUGGUUGGUUAUUGGCUGGUGGACUGGGAGGAUGGCAGCAGCCUUGGGGGAGGUGACUCAGUGUAUGGCCCGCUUGGUCCCACCAAGGAAGGCUCCCUUAUGUUUAAGCCCCCUGGCCUUCUGAUGCCCUGGAGGCCUGCCUAUUUCAUACUCAAAGCUGGAGUGCUAUACCAGUUCAAUGAUGCACGGGAGAGGCUGCCUCACAUGAUAGUGGAGGUGGUGCAGUGUGUGGGGUGUGUGCGUCUCUCCUCAAGUCAGCGACCACAUGCCUUCCAGCUGCUGAGAAAGAAAGAAGCUCCCUUGAUGUUGGCAGCCUCUGAUGAACACCAGGCCUCUCUUUGGCUGCAGGCCUUCCUCACCAUCAUCAACAGUGGUGUACGAGACAUCAGUGAGAGGACACAGAUGCCUUGCCGUGUGGUCUUGCUGGAGUCUGGGGUAUUGUUGGCGCAGCAGUCAGAUCUGUUCCUUGGUCCACCCCCUCAGCUUGAUUCCAACAGCAGUGAGAAAGACAACUCUGGUACCACCUCACAGCAGCUUGUUGAUGCUUCUUCCAGCUCACAAGCUCCUCAGGUUCAGCUCCCUUUGGAAAAGAAGGAACCAGAGAAACUAAAGAACAUGCAUCUUCUUCACCUCAAAGAACGUAAACCCCUAAGCUCUUCUUUAAGCUCCUUGAACCAUGUCAGUGGCACAUCCUCAGUUCCUGGUAGUCCUGUUCGCCGCAUUUCUCGUGGGGAGAAGUGUUUGUCUCCAGCACGCAAAAGUCUUCAUCUCCGCCAGAACAGUCUUUCAAGACUUCUAGACUUGGAAACAGCUAGCGAGAAGCAACAUAACAUUGAAAAGCCAUCACCACCAUCUCCUCAAAGGAAGUUAUCAAUACAGAACAUCCCAGUUGAGAAAAUGAGAGAGGAAGAAAAUCCCCACAAUACUGAAAGCUUUAGAUACACAGGAGAAGUGAAGGUUUUGACAAUAAGUGCACUGGAACAUUUAUCCUCUGUCUCAAUCUAUGCUGAGUGCCCAACUACUUGCCUCUUGGAGUUUGAGUGUAGUGAAGCUGGGGAGAUUUCUGGAGACUGGGCAAUUUACUUCCGCUCAGGGGGACAGCUGCAACAGUUUCUGGCUUCACUGGCCAACACCUGGCAGUCCUGCUCUGAGGUUGAGUUUCCCCUGCGGCGGGUGGAAGAUGCAGGUGUCCAGCAGUUCCUCUUGGAAGGUUCACAGAUAUCCAGUAAUGGGUGGUCUCUCCUGCAUUUGUAAAGUUGUGAUGUGUGGAGAGAACUCACCACUACUCCAGGAAGGCUUGAUGUGCAUCCUGCUGGCAGCCGCUGACACCAAGAUAAAGGUGGUUGUUUGUGUGCAUUUUUUUCUUCAUAAUUGAGUGUAAUCAGAUGUGUUAAGAAAUUUGAGAACACUAGAUGAUUAUAAGAUAAUACAUUAAUACUCAUCAACUUAAGAGUGUAUCUUGUUAGGACAUUAACCUCUAGUCAUGUGACAAUACAGAGCUUUAAGAAGUUAAUUCCUUUGUGCAUCACUGUAGAAGAAAAGGCAUUUAAUAUUGAUAAUUUUGCAGCUGCUGAAUGUAGAAGACAGAAUUUCUCAUUUACUUAAAUAAAAAAAAAAAAACAUGUUUAUAUAGCUGUAACAUGCUUUCAGGUAUUUUCAUGGAUAUACUAAGAUACAUGUUUUAUAGUAACUAGAAAUAACAAAGGAUACUAGGUGUGCUGCACCUUAGCUGGAAACACAGGAACUACACUAUGGAGAGGACACCACCACAACACCACCUGCUUAACAGAUUUCUUAUAUCCUGAUGAAGACUUUGUUCUUCAUAUCUAAUGAUUCAUGGAUUUUUUUUAUAGUGUGGUUAGAAUUAAAUGUUCAGUUAUUUGAAGACACAUUGGUACUGCAGUGUUCUGCAUUUCACUUGUGUAUGAGGUUUCAAAAACAGUUCUGCUAUGGAAUGCUGUUUGCAGUAUUUGUCUUUGAUGUUUUAUACUUUUGUGCUGCAACACUUUCAUCUGUGUAAUAUGAUACUUGAGAUAACUACAGUGUGUUGAUGGAACAUUGGCUAAUGCAGUACUUGUAUGAUGUACCCAUCCUACCACCUAGAAUUUUGCUCUAAACAUUUGCAGUCUAUGAACUUGUAACUAUUAUAAGGUGCAUUACCAGACACCAACUACUGUAAGGUGCAUUAUCAGACAUUUUUGCAUUGUCUAUGUUUAUGUUAUUAUGGAAAAUGCAUUAUUUAAUCUUUGAAGCAUUUCUAAGAGUCAGUCAUUUCUUGAUGGCAGAUAGGCAGUAUUAUUUAUGUGGAUGAAUAUAGACAGGGUGCUGAAGGGUGUUAUUGUUCAUGUUCCCAGAGGAAAAGUCACAGGUCCUUCCAUGGUUGAGAUCCAUUGCCAUGUUUCUCCCUGAAGGUGCUGGAGAGGCUGUUGCUCCCCAUGAGCAUUGUCAUGCUGAGUGGUUUGAGACUGAGAAGGAUGGUGUUCCCUUGUUCAGAGGCAUGGAAAUUGUGCUGAGUCAGAGAAUAUUAUUUAUUUACUAAAUGUUAGUUGUCAAAAGUUAUUUAUUAAAUCCAGUCUAUGCAUUA